GCCUGAGUUCGGGAGCGGCAACAGAGGGGGCUAAGACACUCGGAGCAGCCUUGCCGUCUUCUCUGCGUUCCUGUUGACUGCCUGGGUGCCCCCUCCCCUGACUCCUCGGUUCCUGGUGAAGAGGCUGCGCGCUGCUGUUUGGGGAAGGGGUGUGUGGAGCCGGGUCUUCUGUCCGCAGUGGCUGCUGUCUGGGGGUCGCCUAAUCGCGGAGGUGUGGAGACUCCUUCGGGGUCGAGCACAUAACGGGGUUCGGGUGUCUGGUGUGUGAACAUCACAGGUCUAUUCUGGAUAGCAGGUUUGUGAAGACAUUUAUUCUUUCUUGGACCUCAGAUUUACCAGACAUCUCAUGGGUUUGUGGAUGCACUUAGAUGUUUGCAAUGAGCACUGUGGCUGGCAUGCCCCAGUGUUUUGGAUACCAAUGCAUAGGACUCCAUAGUAAUCGAAUUUACCAGAGGCGAACGUCAUGAGCAUAGUGAUCCCAUUGGGGGUUGAUACAGCAGAAACGUCAUACUUGGAAAUGGCUGCAGGCUCAGAACCAGAAUCCGUAGAAGCUAGCCCUGUGGUAGUUGAGAAAUCCAACAGUUAUCCCCACCAGUUAUAUACCAGCAGCUCGCAUCAUUCACAUAGUUACAUUGGUUUGCCGUAUGCGGACCAUAAUUAUGGUGCUCGUCCUCCUCCAACACCUCCGGCUUCCCCUCCUCCAUCGGUUCUUAUUAGCAAAAAUGAAGUAGGCAUAUUUACUACUCCUAAUUUUGAUGAAACUUCCAGUGCUACUACAAUCAGCACAUCUGAGGAUGGAAGUUAUGGUACUGAUGUAACCAGGUGCAUAUGUGGUUUUACACAUGAUGAUGGAUACAUGAUCUGUUGUGACAAAUGCAGUGUUUGGCAACAUAUUGACUGCAUGGGGAUUGACAGGCAGCAUAUUCCUGAUACAUAUCUAUGUGAACGUUGUCAGCCUAGGAGUUUGGAUAAAGAGAGGGCAGUGCUACUACAACGCCGGAAAAGGGAAAAUAUGUCAGAUGGUGAUACCAGUGCAACUGAGAGUGGUGAUGAGGUUCCUGUGGAAUUAUAUACUGCGUUUCAGCAUACUCCAACAUCGAUUACUUUAACUGCUUCAAGAGUUUCCAAGGUUAAUGAUAAAAGAAGGAAAAAAAGUGGGGAGAAAGAACAAAACAUUUCAAAAUGUAAAAAAGCCUUUCGUGAAGGAUCUAGGAAGUCAUCAAGAGUUAAGGGUUCAGCUCCAGAGAUUGAUCCUUCAUCUGAUGGUUCAAAUUUUGGAUGGGAGACAAAAAUAAAAGCAUGGAUGGAUCGCUAUGAAGAGGCAAAUAAUAACCAGUACAGUGAGAGUGUUCAGAGGGAGGCACAAAGAAUAGCUCUGAGAUUAGGCAAUGGAAAUGACAAAAAAGACAUUAAUAAAUCAGAUUUAAAUACCAACAGUUUGCUCUUCAAACCUCCUGUAGAGAGCCACAUACAAAAGAAUAAGAAGAUUCUGAAAUCUGCAAAAGAUUUGCCUCCUGAUGCACUCAUCAUUGAAUAUAGAGGGAAGUUUAUGCUGCGAGAACAGUUUGAAGCAAAUGGAUAUUUCUUUAAAAGACCAUACCCUUUUGUUUUAUUCUACUCUAAAUUUCAUGGGCUGGAAAUGUGUGUUGAUGCAAGGACUUUUGGGAAUGAGGCUCGAUUCAUCAGGCGUUCUUGUACACCCAAUGCAGAGGUGAGGCAUGAAAUUGAAGAUGGAACCAUACAUCUGUACAUUUAUUCUAUACAAAGUAUUCCAAAAGGAACUGAAAUUACUAUUGCCUUUGAUUUUGACUAUGGGAAUUGUAAAUACAAGGUGGAUUGUGCAUGCCUCAAAGAAAAUCCAGAAUGUCCUGUUCUCAAACGUAGUUCUGAAUCCACAGAAAACAUAAAUAGUGGUUAUGAGACCAGAAGGAAAAAAGGAAAAAAAGACAAAGACAUUUCAAAAGAAAAAGAUACACAAAAUCAGAAUAUUACUUUGGAUUGUGAAGGAACAACCAACAAAAUAAAGAGCCCAGAAACUAAACAGAGAAAGCUUUCUCCAUUGAGACUAUCAGUAUCUAAUAAUCAGGAACCAGAUUUUAUUGAUGAUAUAGAAGAAAAAACUCCUAUUAGUAAUGAAGUAGAAAUGGAAUCAGAGGAGCAGAUUGCAGAAAGGAAAAGGAAGAUGACAAGAGAAGAAAGGAAAAUGGAAGCAAUUUUGCAAGCUUUUGCCAGACUUGAAAAAAGAGAGAAAAGAAGAGAACAAGCCUUGGAAAGGAUCAGCACAGCUAAAACUGAAGUUAAAACUGAAUGUAAAGAUGCACAGAUUGUCAGUGAUGCUGAAGUUAUUCAGGAACAAGCAAAAGAAGAAACUGCUAGCAAGCCAACUCCUGCCAAAGUAAAUAGAACUAAACAGAGAAAAAGUUUUUCUCGGAGUAGGACUCACAUUGGACAGCAGCGUCGGAGACACAGAACUGUCAGCAUGUGUUCAGAUAUCCAGCCAUCUUCUCCUGAUAUAGAAGUUACUUCACAACAAAAUGAUAUUGAAAAUACUGUACUUACAAUAGAACCAGAAACUGAAACUGCACUAUCAGAAAUAAUUACUGAAACUGAAGUUCCAGCACUUAAUAAAUGCCCUACAAAGUACCCCAAAACAAAGAAGCACUUGGUCAAUGAAUGGUUAAGUGAGAAGAAUGAGAAGACAGGAAAACCUUCAGACAGCCUUUCAGAAAGGCCUCUGCGCAUAACUACAGAUCCUGAAGUGUUAGCUACACAGCUCAAUUCUUUACCAGGUCUCACUUACAGCCCCCAUGUAUACUCUACCCCUAAGCAUUAUAUUAGAUUUACUUCACCAUUCCUUUCAGAAAAAAGGAGAAGAAAAGAACCUACUGAAAACAUUUCUGGCUCAUGCAAGAAGAGAUGGUUGAAACAAGCUCUGGAAGAAGAAAAUUCAGCAAUUUUACAUAGAUUUAAUUCACCCUGUCAAGAAAGAUCCAGAAGUCCUACAGUCAAUGGUGAAAAUAAAAGUCCACUACUAUUAAAUGAUAGCUGUUCCCUUCCAGAUUUAACUACACCACUAAAAAAACGAAGACUUUAUCACUUGCUUGAUUCUGUUUACUCAGAAACCUCCACACCUACUCCUUCACCGUAUGCUACACCAACUCACACAGAUAUUACUCCUAUGGAUCCAUCAUUUGCCACUCCUCCACGGAUAAAAUCGGAUGAUGAAACUUGUAGAAAUGGUUAUAAACCCAUAUAUUCACCAGUUACCCCAGUAACUCCUGGUACACCAGGAAAUAACAUGCACUUUGAGAAUAUUUCUUCCCCAGAAAGUUCUCCAGAAAUAAAGAGACGCACUUACAGUCAAGAGGGAUAUGACAGAUCUUCAACUGUGUUAACAUUGGGGCCUUUUAGAAAUUCCAAUUUAACCGAACUGGGUCUGCAAGAAAUAAAGACUAUUGGUUAUACCAGCCCUAGAAGUAGGACUGAAGUCAGCCGGCAGUGCCCUGGAGAAAAGGAACCUGGGUCAGAUCUUCAACUGGGACUCGAUGCAGUCGAGCCAACUGCCUUACAUAAAACCAUGGAAACGCCUGCACAUGACAGGACUGAGCCUAAUAGCCAACUGGACUCGACUCACUCUGGACGGGGUACAAUAUAUUCUUCCUGGGUAAAGAGUCCUGACAGAACGGGCGUUAACUUCUCAGUGAACUCCAACUUGAGGGACCUGACACCCUCGCAUCAGUUGGAGGUUGGAGGAGGCUUCCGAAUAAGUGAGUCAAAGUGCCUGAUGCAGGAUGAUACUAGAGGCAUGUUUAUGGAAACAACUGUGUUUUGUACUUCCGAAGAUGGGCUUGUAUCUGGUUUCGGACGGACUGUUAAUGACAAUUUGAUCGACGGGAGUUGCACACCCCAGAAUCCACCACAAAAGAAAAAGGUUUCUCUAUUAGAAUACCGUAAGAGACAACGUGAAGCUAGGAAAAGUGGCUCUAAGACAGAAAACUUUCCACUGGUUAGUGUAUCACCUCAUGCAAGCGGAAACUUGAGCAGCAAUGGUGAUGGGUGUGCCACCAGUAGUGAAAAUGGGGAGCAGGUAGAAAACACUGCUAGCCUACCAUUACCAACACCAGCUACAGUUUAUAAUGCUACUUCUGAAGAAACCAGCAAUAACUGUCCUGUUAAGGAAGCUACUGCCAAUGAGAAGAAUGAACCAGAAGUUCAAUGGACUGCCUCAACUUCCGUGGAACAAGUGAGAGAAAGGAGUUAUCAGAGAGCUUUACUUCUCAGUGAUCACCGAAAAGAUAAAGACAGUGGGGGAGAAUCACCAUGUGUCUCAUGUUCACCGAGUCAUGUUCAGUCUUCACCUUCAUCUCAUUCAAAUCACAUUCCCCAGUUGCAAGCUAAGGGCCCAGUCCCUGCUUUCAGUGAACUUAUGGAAGACCCUGAUCCUGAAAAUCCAGAACCCACGACUACAAGUGAAUGUCCAUCCCCGGAUACUUCUCAAAAUACCUGUAAAAGCCCUUCAAAAAUGAGCAAGCCUGGUUCACCAGGACCUGUACUUCCUGCGCAAGCACAUGGGAAAAUACUCACAAAACCAGAUUCCCAUUGGGAGGCAACAGUUAUUGUAUCAGAAGCUGAGAACAGCAUCCACCUAAAAACAGAGCUCCAACAGAAACAGCUAUCAAAUAACCCCCAAGCACUUUCAAAGAAUCAUCCUCCUCAGCCACAUGUUCGCAAUUCAUCUGAGCAACUUUCACAGAAGCUGCCUUCUGCACCAGCCAAGCUGCACUGUCCUCCAUCACCUCACGUAGAAAAUCCUCCAAAGUCAUCUACACCCCACACACCUGUACAACAUGGUUAUCUGUCACCAAAGCCUCCUUCACAGCAGCUAGGAUCUCCCUAUAGGCCUCACCAUUCACAGUCACCUCAAGUUGGAACACCCCAGCGAGAGGCUCAGAGAAACUUUUAUCCAGCAACACAGAACCUUCAAGCCAACAUUCAGCAGGCAACUUCUGGAGCAUUAUUUACACAGACACCCUCAGGACAAUCUUCAGCAACAUAUAGUCAGUUUAACCAACAAAGUCUGAACAGCACGGCCCCACCUCCUCCACCCCCUCCGCCUCCCUCUUCUUCGUCUUAUUAUCAAAACCAGCAGCCCUCUGCAAACUUUCAAAAUUAUAAUCAGCUCAAAGGUAGUCUUUCUCAACAAACUGUGUUUACAUCAGGACCAAAUCAAGCACUUCCUGGCACCACAAGCCAGCAAACAGUUCCAGGACACCAUGUUACUCCAGGGCAUUUUUUGCCCUCUCAGAACCCUACUAUUCACCAUCAAACCUCUGCUGCUGUCCCACCCCCUCCUCCUCCACCACCUGCUCCAGGACCACACCUUGUACAACAGCCGACUUCCCAUCAGCAACACUCUGUAGCACAUGUAGUGGGGCCUGUUCAUGCUGUCACUCCAGGGUCGCAUAUUCAUUCUCAAACUGCUGGACACCAUUUGCCACCACCUCCUCCCCCUCCUGGUCCUGCCCCUCAUCACCAUCCCCCACCCCAUCCUUCUACAGGACUCCAAGGUCUACAAGCACAACACCAGCAUGUUGUAAAUUCAGCACCCCCACCUCCCCCUCCACCGCCACCUUCCGGUGUUUUGGCUUCUGGGCAUCACACCACAUCGGGUCAAGCCUUACACCACCCACCUCAUCAAGGACCUCCACUUUUUCCUUCAAGUGCUCAUCCAGCUGUACCACCGUAUCCCUCACAAGCUACACAUCACACCACUCUGGGACCGGGACCCCAGCACCAGCCUUCUGGAACAGGGCCACAUUGUCCAUUACCUGUUGCAGGUCCUCAUCUCCAGCCCCAAGGACUAAACAGUAUUCCAACACCUACUGCUUCAGGGUUCUGUCCUCAUCCUGGCUCUGUGGCCCUGCCACAUGGGGUUCAGGGACCUCAGCAGGCAUCGCCAGUGCCUGGACAGAUUCCAAUUCACAGAGCACAGGUGCCACCAACAUUUCAGAACAAUUACCAUGGUUCAGGGUGGCAUUAAAAUGGACUCCAAAAACAUUUUUUUAAAUGUUCUGUAAGAUAAAACUGUAUAUUUCAUAUGUACCUGUUAAGGUACUUUUUAAAGCUUGUACAUGAAACUUUGUAUAAAAGAACACCAGUGCUCCUUCAUUGUAUUUUUUCCCAUUUUUGCUUUUUUAAAAUUCGUUUUAAAAUAUGCUCUUAAGCCAGUAUUAGAUAUCUUUAUUUUGUAAGUGAACAUUCCAGCAGUUUUUCUGGCAGUAGAUUUGAUGCUACAUGAUCUUUAAAUUUUGUUGCAGUUAAAUUCCUUUAGUGAAUGUUUUCUAUAUUAUUUUAUACAUAUGCAUUAAGUACACAGCUAAGUAUUGGCACUAUGAGGAUUUUCAUUUCUUUUUUUUUUCUGUCAGCGGUUCUGUGAGUGCAUCUUAGGUAUAAAAAUGCAAUACAGAUUUUUAUAGUUUGGUGUGGAUGUGGCUCAUUUUGUUUUACCGGUUACUUGCAAGCAAAAUGUAAUUUAAUGUAUAGAUGAUUUCUAAUGUCUCUUGACAAACUGUAAAUACUGCAUUUCUUUUGCGUAUAUAAUUGCUUACAGCUUUUCUCAUUUGAUAUAUAAGCAUUGUACAUAUGACAAGUCUUUUGCAAAACUGUGUGAUCUUUGUGAAAGUAGUACAGUAUAUGACCUUUAAUUUCUUUUUUAUUUUAAAUAUACUGUCACAUUGAAGCACUGGUUGGGCAUUUUAAUUCAUGUUAAUAAAUCACAAUUAUGUCAGUUUUA
Molecule: messenger RNA, 6793 nt
Organism: Lemur catta (Ring-tailed lemur)
Lineage: Eukaryota; Metazoa; Chordata; Mammalia; Primates; Lemuridae
Gene: KMT2E
Product: lysine methyltransferase 2E (inactive)
Exons: 27
Coding region: 464-6040 (1858 amino acids)
Molecular function (GO): protein binding
Source: RefSeq, a predicted model, not a curated record